GGCGCCCGGUGCCGCCCGCGCAGUCUUCUCUCCUCCCGGACGGCGAUGCCUAGCGGGGCGGCCAUGGAGGCAGCGGCGCGGAGGCGGCAGCUCCCGGGAGCCGCGGGCGGCUCCGGCGCCACGUUUGUGCAGGCCAGGCAUGGCUCUGCGAAGGCUGAGGAGACAGACCACACGGCUCCCUUCCACUUUGACCUCUGGUUCUACUUCACACUGCAGAACUGGGUUCUGGACUUUGGCCGCCCCAUUGCCAUGUUGGUGUUCCCACUCCAGUGGUUUCCCCUCAACAAGCCGAGUGUCGGGGAUUACUUCCACAUGGCCUACAAUGUCAUCACGCCCUUCCUUCUGCUCAAGCUCAUCGAGCGGUCCCCCCGCACACUGCCACGGUCUAUAAUCUACGUCAGUAUUAUCACCUUCAUCAUGGGAGCCAGCAUCCACCUGGUGGGCGACUCUGUCAACCACCGCCUGCUCUUCAGUGGGUACCAGCACCACCUGUCCGUCAGAGAGAACCCCAUCAUCAAGAAUCUCAAGCCAGAGACACUGAUCGACUCCUUUGAGCUGUUGUACUACUAUGAUGAGUACCUGGGCCAUUCCAUGUGGUACAUCCCCUUCUUCCUCAUCCUCUUCAUGUACUUCAGUGGCUGUUUUACCACCUCCAAGACUCAGAGCCACAUGCCAGGGCCUGCCCUGCUCCUGGUGGGGCCCAGUGGCCUGUACUACUGGUACCUGGUCACCGAGGGCCAGAUCUUCAUUCUCUUCAUCUUCACCUUCUUCGCCAUGCUGGCUCUCGUCUUCCACCAGAAGCGCAGGCGCCUCUUCCUAGACAGCAACGGCCUCUUCCUCUUCUAUUCCUUCGCCCUCACCCUCUCCCUGGUGGCGCUGUGGGUUGCCUGGCUGUGGAAUGACCCUGUCCUCCGAAAGAAGUACCCUGGUGUCAUAUAUGUCCCUGAGCCCUGGGCCUUCUACACGCUCCACGUCAGCAGUCAGCACUGAGGCUCCCUGGAAGCAACAGGCCAUGGAUAUUUGUACAUGGGUGCAUAUGUGCAUCACGGUAAUGGGGGCUGUGCACUGUGCCCUGUGCACAGGGAUUGGCAGAGUUCACUGUUGAGAGACUCAACUGUCUUGGUCAGGGUCUUUUGUUUGUUUUUUGCUUUGGAUUUAAGAUGGAAUUUAGUUGGGGGAAGUAUAUGAAGGCCAAAAUCCUGGCCUCUGCUCUCCCUGUAUUCCUAUUAGAGGUGCCUGAGUUACACUCCUAUCUCCCAGGACCAGGAUGGCCUUCUAGGAGUGUCUUUUGGUGGCCAUGCAGGUGAGGACUAGGCAGGGCAGAAGCAGAAGACUCUGCCACCUACCCAGAAGCUGACUAGCCCUGAAGCUGCCUGCCCCUGGACCCUAGGUUUCUACGUCGGUGUCUAGGCCACAACUUCUGUUCUUUGAACAGAGCAUUUCCAUCUCUGGGCCUCACUUGUUGUAGAGGACCCUGUGGGCUGCCAAGUGGCUCCAUGGCCUGGAGGUUAUGACUCCGCUGGUGCAGCCUCAGCACGGAAGAGUGGUUCUGUCUGUUACUAUGUUCUCACCCUCAGCCUAGUGGGGCACGUUCCUCCCAUUCUUGUCCAGCCUCAGACCCUACUCACAUACUGCUGAGAACCCAGUCUCCAGGAAGCCAAGGCCCAGCUCCAGGUCACUUAGCCACUGAACUCUGGAAACUGGCCUGGGUUUUGAACUACACGGAGGACAGAGUUCUCAAAGCCUAGUUUUAUAGAUUCUGAGACCCGUUGUAAGGGUCUGGGACAUUACAAAUCUGUCUCUUGAGACAUUGCAUCUCAACCUGAAUCCCUCACCACCUGCCUGGUGCCUUUUUUCCCAGCAUGGCGGUUCCUGCCUCGCCCUAGCCCACCUCCUCCCAGGCCUCAGAUAUAGGGCUCCAUGGCACAAGAUACCACCACCUUAUUUGGCAGUCAGCACUGGCCUGUGCUGGGAGUCUUGGGGACACUCGUACUGUGCAUUCUUUCCUUUUGCUCUCAGGGAACACUGGGCCUCAGAUUCUUCUGUUUUGUUGUGAUCCUUCUACAGACUAGACGAUGCUGGAUGGGUCCUUCUACAGGCUAGACCAUGCUGGGUGGGUCCUUCUACAGGCUAGACCAUGCUGGGUGGGUCCUUCUACAGGCUAGACCAUGCUGAGUGAUGAGAGGUCUGAAUAAAGGCUGGUGUGGAGCCCA
This is a messenger RNA of Arvicola amphibius (Eurasian water vole), 2213 nucleotides long. It is a transcript of the gene Cln6, whose product is annotated as CLN6 transmembrane ER protein. Bases 46 to 990 code for a protein of 314 amino acids. The transcript is spliced from 7 exons. The record is from RefSeq and is a predicted model, not a curated record. Lineage: Eukaryota; Metazoa; Chordata; Mammalia; Rodentia; Cricetidae.